AUGUGGCGGCGCGUGUACCUCCUGCUGCUCCUGGUGCGCCUUUGGUUCGCUCUCUCCCCGAGCUACCUGCACCCGGACGAGAACUUCCAAGGACCCGAGGUGAUAGCUGGACGCAUCUUCGGCUACCCCGUCCACCUUACCUGGGAGUUCACCUCCAAGCACCCCAUUCGCAGCUCGUUCCCGCUAUGGAUCUGUUAUGGCAUACCCAUGGCCGUAUUGCGCGGCAUUGGCGAAGGCAUCGCGGAGGAAGUGCCCCCAUAUGUUGUAUACUGGACGCUGCGUGUGAUGAUGUUCGUCAUGAGCUUCGUGCUUGAGGACUGGGCUAUUCUGGAGCUGGUGGCGCCGCAUCAGCGCAGCUCGGCUUCCAUGCUUGUCGCCUCAUCAUAUGUGACGUGGACCCUACAAACGCAUACUUUUUCGAACUCAUUGGAGACUCUCGUGCUCAUUUGGAGCCUGGUUUUGAUUGGGCGCAUACUGGAGGACAAGAAACGCUCCAGUCUGAACGCAACAGCCUUGUUAGGUUUCUUUGCCGUGGGCGGUUUCUUCAACAGGAUCACGUUCCCAGCAUACCUGAUAAUACCGUUGCUUCAACUCAUCCCACACUUCCACCGCAAACCGCUGUCCCUAAUCGCGCUCUUACUCUCGGCGACCGUCACAACUAUAGUAGCCAUAAUGUUUGAUACGGCCUUCUACCAUCCCGAAGGCCUGACCCUCACGAACCUGAUUCACCACCCCGUAAUCACGCCUCUCAACAACCUCCUCUACAAUUCCUCGGCGCACAAUCUUGCGCAGCACGGCCUUCAUCCUUAUUACCAACACAUCGUCGCCAACCUGCCGCAGCUGAUCGGCCCCGCCUUUCCGCUGCUCCUCUUCAGCUACCGCAAAAACCUACGCCUCGCUGCGGCACUCUCCGGCGUCGGCCUCCUCUCGAUCUUUCCCCACCAAGAGGCCCGCUUCCUGCUCCCGGCCGUGCCGCUGAUCCUCUCCUCCAUCCGCGUCCCCACGAACAAAAGGGUGCGGCGCGCAUGGAUGGCAACCUGGGUCGCCUUCAACGCAGCCAUGGGCCUGCUGAUGGGCGUCUACCAUCAGGGCGGCGUCGUGCCCGCGCAGAUCUGGAUCGCGCGCUCGGGCGAGCCGGCCGUCACGAGCGUGUACUGGUGGAAGACAUACAGCCCGCCGGUGUGGUUGCUCAACGGCAAGAACGAGCUCAUCGACACGGUGGACUUGAUGGGCAUGAAACCCGCGUCGAUGGUCGAGCGCGUCGCGAACGGCACCGCGUGCUCGAACGUCGAGUUGGAGCGGGGUGGCAGGGAAGGCGAGAGGGCAAUCACGUACCUCGUUGCGCCGAGGAGUGCGACGUUUCUGGAUGCGUUUUCAUCGCCGCUGCAGGAGACUGGGGGUGAGAAGCGCGCGUUUGAGCUUGAGGAGGUUUGGAGCUAUAAGCUUCAUCUGAAUCUCGACGAUAUGGAUUUCGGUGAUGACGGAGUAGUGCCGACACUGCAGCGGAUAGUAGGCAGGAGAGGCAUUGUGGUUUGGAAGGUCAAGAAGCAGUGCGGAAGUGAAAGUAUGUUGGAGCAGUGA
Messenger RNA from Diplodia corticola, 1581 nucleotides. Its product is annotated as gpi mannosyltransferase 4. Bases 1 to 1581 code for a protein of 526 amino acids. Gene Ontology annotation, cellular component: endoplasmic reticulum membrane. NCBI's taxonomy places the organism in Eukaryota, Fungi, Ascomycota, Dothideomycetes, Botryosphaeriales, Botryosphaeriaceae. The transcript is spliced from 3 exons. Gene Ontology annotation, biological process: GPI anchor biosynthetic process. The record is from RefSeq and is a predicted model, not a curated record. Gene Ontology annotation, molecular function: alpha-1,2-mannosyltransferase activity.